AUGAAGAUCGCAUUUCUCUUGGUUUUUUGUUGCUGCCUUUUUACUUUGGCCUUUGGACAUGACAUCGCUGGCACCAAGGCCCCUUUUGUGCGCAGUCGUUACAGCUUACGUUGGCGUAAGACUACGACAGUGAUGCCAGAGACUACAACUGGGCGUGUCGUCGAAACCGUUACGUCAACGGAACGUCGGAAAGUGGGCACCUCUACAACCAGUCCGGAUUACGAUUACUAUGGCAACGGCGAAGCAGAUAAUAUUGUGCAUAAGUAAACAAUAAUUACAAGUCUGUCAAUGUCAAAGUG
Drosophila arizonae is the source of this 299-nucleotide messenger RNA. RefSeq lists its product as uncharacterized. The record is from RefSeq and is a predicted model, not a curated record. Lineage: Eukaryota; Metazoa; Arthropoda; Insecta; Diptera; Drosophilidae.